This is a messenger RNA of Oncorhynchus keta (chum salmon), 3602 nucleotides long. RefSeq lists its product as uncharacterized. The transcript has 2 exons. The record is from RefSeq and is a predicted model, not a curated record. Bases 2481 to 3239 code for a protein of 252 amino acids. NCBI's taxonomy places the organism in Eukaryota, Metazoa, Chordata, Actinopteri, Salmoniformes, Salmonidae.
AUUCAUAUGAACGCACGGCACCAGAGUACACACUGGCCGUCUCUCUGGGGCUGAUUCAUAUGAACGCACGUCACCAGAGUACAGACUGACCGUCUCUCUGGGGCUGAUUCAUAUGAACGCACGGCACCAGAGUACACACUGGCCGUCUCUCUGGGGCUGAUUCAUAUGAACGCACGUCACCAGAGUACAGACUGGCCGUCUCUCUGGGGCUGAUCCAUGUGAACGCACGGCACCAGAGUACAGACUGGCCGUCUCUCUGGGGCUGAUUCAUAUGAACGCACGUCACCAGAGUACAGACUGGCCGUCUCUCUGGGGCUGAUCCAUGUGAACGCACGGCACCAGAGUACAGACUGGCCGUCUCUCUGGGGCUGAUCCAUAUGAACGCACGUCACCAGAGUACAGACUGGCCGUCUCUCUGGGGCUGAUCCAUAUGAACGCACGUCACCAGAGUACAGACUGGCCGUCUCUCUGGGGCUGAUCCAUGUGAACGCACGGCACCAGAGUACAGACUGGCCGUCUCUCUGGGGCUGAUCCAUAUGAACGCACGUCACCAGAGUACAGACUGACCGUCUCUCUGGGGCUGAUCCAUGUGAACGCACGGCACCAGAGUACAGACUGGCCGUCUCUCUGGGGCUGAUUCAUAUGAACGCACGUCACCAGAGUACAGACUGGCCGUCUCUCUGGGGCUGAUCCAUGUGAACGCACGGCACCAGAGUACAGACUGGCCGUCUCUCUGGGGCUGAUUCAUAUGAACGCACGGCACCAGAGUACAGACUGGCCGUCUCUCUGGGGCUGAUUCAUAUGAACGUACAGACUGACCGUCUCUCUGGGGCUGAUUCAUAUGAACGCACGGCACCAGAGUACAGACUGGCCGUCUCUCUGGGGCUGAUUCAUAUGAACGCACGUCACCAGAGUACAGACUGGCCGUCUCUCUGGGGCUGAUCCAUAUGAACGCACGGCACCAGAGUACAGACUGGCCGUCUCUCUGGGGCUGAUCCAUAUGAACGCACGGCACCAGAGUACAGACUGACCGUCUCUCUGGGGCUGAUCCAUGUGAACGCACGGCACCAGAGUACAGACUGGCCGUCUCUCUGGGGCUGAUUCAUAUGAACGCACGUCACCAGAGUACAGACUGACCGUCUCUCUGGGGCUGAUCCAUGUGAACGCACGGCACCAGAGUACAGACUGGCCGUCUCUCUGGGGCUGAUUCAUAUGAACGCACGUCACCAGAGUACAGACUGGCCGUCUCUCUGGGGCUGAUCCAUGUGAACGCACGGCACCAGAGUACAGACUGGCCGUCUCCCUGGGGCUGAUCCAUAUGAACGCACGUCACCAGAGUACAGACUGACCGUCUCUCUGGGGCUGAUCCAUGUGAACGCACGGCACCAGAGUACAGACUGGCCGUCUCUCUGGGGCUGAUUCAUAUGAACGCACGUCACCAGAGUACAGACUGGCCGUCUCUCUGGGGCUGAUUCAUAUGAACGUACGGCACCAGAGUACAGACUGGCCGUCUCUCUGGGGCUGAUCCAUAUGAACGCACGUCACCAGAGUACAGACUGGCCGUCUCUCUGUGGCUGAUUCAUAUGAACGUACGGCACCAGAGUACAGACUGGCCGUCUCUCUGUGGCUGAUUCAUAUGAACGCACGUCACCAGAGUACAGACUGGCCGUCUCUCUGUGGCUGAUUCAUAUGAACGCACGGCACCAGAGUACAGACUGGCCGUCUCUCUGGGGCUGAUUCAUAUGAACGCACGGCACCAGAGUACAGACUGUCCGUCUCUCUGGGGCUGAUCCAUAUGAACGCACGUCACCAGAGUACAGACUGGCCGUCUCUCUGGGGCUGAUCCAUAUGAACGCACGUCACCAGAGUACAGACUGGCCGUCUCUCUGGGGCUGAUUCAUAUGAACGCACGGCACCAGAGUACAGACUGGCCGUCUCUCUGUGGCUGAUUCAUAUGAACGCAUGGCACCAGAGUACAGACUGGCCGUCUCUCUGUGGCUGAUUCAUAUGAACGUACGGCACCAGAGUACAGACUGGCCGUCUCUCUGUGGCUGAUUCAUAUGAACGCACGGCACCAGAGUACAGACUGGUCGUCUCUCUGUGGCUGAUUCAUAUGAACGCACGGCACCAGAGUACAGACUGUCCGUCUCUCUGGGGCUGAUUCAUGUGAACGCACGGCACCAGAGUACAGACUGGCCGUCUCUCUGGGGCUGAUCCAUAUGAACGCACGGCACCAGAGUACAGACUGGCCGUCUCUCUGGGGCUGAUUCAUGUGAACGUACGGCACCAGAGUACAGACUGGCCGUCUCUCUGGGGCUGAUCCAUGUGGGCCUUGGUUAAGUCUUUUCCACUGGUUUGAGCUGUUCAACGUUCCAUACAAAUAUAAGUCUCAAGGUUUAGGGAAGCACUCGCCAUGAUCACGCAUCAAAGUUUUGCACUUGGGCCACACAGAGAAGGUCUGAAAUGUCGGCGUCACUCGGAUGUCUGGCCUCUUAAAUCCAGGGGUCCAUCCUGAGAGCGGCAUCACUCAGGUGUCUGGCCUCUUAAAUCCAGGGGUCCAUCCUGAGAGCGGCAUCACUCAGGUGUCUGGCCUCUUAAAUCCAGGGGUCCAUCCUGAGAGCGGCAUCACUCGGAUGUCUGGCCAUUUAAAUCCAGGGGUCCAUCCUGAGAGCGGCAUCACUCGGAUAUCUGGCCUCUUAAAUCCAGGGGUCCAUCCUGAGAGCGGCAUCACUCAGGUGUCUGGCCUCUUAAAUCCAGGGGUCCAUCCUGAGAGCGGCAUCACUCGGAUAUCUGGCCUCUUAAAUCCAGGGGUCCACCCUGAGAGCGGCAUCACUCAGGUGUCUGGCCUCUUAAAUCCAGGGGUCCAUCCUGAGAGCGGCAUCACUCAGGUGUCUGGCCUCUUAAAUCCAGGGGUCCAUCCUGAGAGCGGCAUCACUCGGAUAUCUGGCCUCUUAAAUCCAGGGGUCCACCCUGAGAGCGGCAUCACUCAGGUGUCUGGCCUCUUAAAUCCAGGGGUCCAUCCUGAGAGCGGCAUCACUCAGGUGUCUGGCCUCUUAAAUCCAGGGGUCCAUCCUGAGAGCGGCAUCACUCAGGUGUCUGGCCUCUUAAAUCCAGGGGUCCAUCCUGAGAGCGGCAUCACUCACUGUCAAAGUGUUGAUGUAGUGGAUGCCUCUCUGAAUGUCGUCGUAGGACGGCACCUGUUUGCUGGCGAUACAACCAUCACACCUCUUCUUCCUUGACACCUUCUAGAACGUUAUCACUGCAGUCAGCUUGUCUGCAGAAAUUCUGAAACCACAAAGUCAAUUAUUGAAAAGCACUUUGUCUCUCUUGGCUAAAUACCAGGAAGUUUGGAAAGACCGGCUGAGUGGGCGUGGAGCUUAUAUUCAUGAGCUGGCCUUGACUGACAGCUCUUUGAAAAGCCUUUGUCAAGCAACUUGGAUGCAGCGUUGCAGUAAAAUCACCUCAAGCAAAUGUGGUGAAACACAAAGAACCUCAAACAAUAUUGCUUCAAUUAUAUGUUUCUAUAUAUAUUUUAUAUACAUCUCCCGUUUAGAAUGUAUUUUGAUGUAGUUCACAGCAGCACUGACAGAUGUUUUGAAAGA